AUUUUCUUAGAAAAAAAGUGAAUCCACUCCCGGGUCCCGAGAACUGCACGCAAUGUAUUAAGAAAAUUAAAUAAAUGAAAAAGCCUUACAAGUUACCGCAUACAUAGUAUUAAUGCAUACGGUACGGUAUAUACCUACCCUUAUACCUACCCUUAUACAUAUGUAUGUGCAUAUAUGUGCAUAUAUCCAGGCCUGCUACAUACAUAAGGCUUUCCCCUUUUUGGAUACAACAAGGUUACGAUGUAGAUACAAUACAUACACUACACUACAUGUAGACAAUAGUUCAGACUGCCUAUUUCCGGUAUGGCUUCACUUUUAUUUAUUGCAGUACGUACUUACCUUGUUCGCUAUGGAGGCAGGUAUCGUCAACCUCGGAACCGUGGGAGGUCUUCAGGAACGCCAGCAACGCCCUGUCGUGUGGGAGGUUUCAUACCGUAACUACAUUACACAAGCAUGUAGUUACAUACUAUGUACAAUACGUACGUACGACCAGAGAAAAAGACAUUAUCAAUGAUCGUCCGAGGGCCCCAGCUACAUAAGGCGAACUGAACUUCCCGUGCCGCCGUAUCUCGCAUUCCCGGUGGCGCAUCUGGGCGACUCUCGCACGUGGGUGACACAC
Molecule: messenger RNA, 619 nt
Organism: Hypoxylon fragiforme
Lineage: Eukaryota; Fungi; Ascomycota; Sordariomycetes; Xylariales; Hypoxylaceae
Exons: 2
Coding region: 113-514 (133 amino acids)
Source: RefSeq, a predicted model, not a curated record